Trifolium pratense (red clover) is the source of this 3315-nucleotide messenger RNA. Its product is annotated as bromodomain-containing protein DDB_G0270170-like. The coding region runs from base 298 to 2829 and encodes 843 amino acids. The record is from RefSeq and is a predicted model, not a curated record. The transcript is spliced from 9 exons. Gene Ontology annotation, molecular function: protein binding. Lineage: Eukaryota; Viridiplantae; Streptophyta; Magnoliopsida; Fabales; Fabaceae.
ACACACUUUUUUUCCUUGUUUUGAACACUAACAACAAGGUACUAAAAGCAAUCAUUAAUGUUAGGUUUUACCCACUAGCCUAAACCUCAGGUCCGUAACUCCGAACCUCAGGUCCGAAGAUUCCAAACCAACCCGAACCUCUGCCAAAACUCCGAACCUUCACCACUCCAAAAACAAAAAGAACCAAAGCAAGAGAGAGAAAAUAGACAAUUUCUAGAGAGAGAAAAAACAAAGAAGAAAGAAACUGAUUCAUUUUCUCUAGAGAGAGAAAGUAGUUAAUUUCUAGAGAGAGAAACAAUGGUUCAGAUCGCAAAGAGGAAGAAAGGAAGGCCGUCGAAGGCGGAUCUAGCUCGCCGCUCCGCCGAAUCUCAAGCCGCCGCAACGGAAUCCGAUUCCCGGCGAAGUCUCCGCCGCAAGAACGUGAGGUACAAUAUAAUUGAUUACGAUGGUGAUUACAUCGAUGAUGAAGAAGAUGAGAGGAGGCGCGAGAAGAAGAAGCUCAAAUUGAUGGCAAAACUACAGCAGGUUGAAGGGGAAGAAGAGCAGCAAGAAUUGGAAGAUCACGCAACAAUGGAGGAAGAAGAAGAGUGUGAUGAAAUUGAAGGUGGUGAAGAGAAUGAAGAUGCUGAAGAAAAACAUGAAGAAGAUAGUGUGAUAAAGGGCACAAAAGUGGAAUCAAAAGGGCUCCACUUUGUUUCUGUUUCAGGAAUUCCAGCCAAUUAUCAAUAUGGGAUUCCAUUGCCUGAUAGGAAGAUUUUGGAAGUGAUCCUUGACAAGCUACAGAAGAAGGACACGUAUGGUGUGUUUGCAGAGCCGGUUGAUCCGGAAGAGCUUCCUGAUUAUCACGAAGUGAUUGAGCAUCCCAUGGAUUUUGCCACAGUCAGGAAGAAGUUGGCAAAUGCAGCUUAUCCUACCUUAGAACAAUUUGAGAGUGAUAUAUUUUUAAUUUGCUCAAAUGCAAUGAAAUACAAUUCACCAGAGACUGUAUACCAUAGACAGGCACGAACUAUACAAGAACUUGGGCGAAAGAAGUUUGAGAAGUUAAGGAUUAAAUUUGAACGUACUCGGGUUGAGCUAAAUUCAGAACUGAAAACACGGUCUAAUUCUUUGGUUAAGAAGUCAUUGAAAAAGCUACCAGGUUGUGCCUCACAAGAAUCUGUUGGCUUUGAUUUAUCAUAUGGAGAUGUACAGCCAACUUCCUAUCCAAUGCAAAGUGGUAGCUAUGAGAGGCAUGGAAACAUUGAUGGUAUUGUGACAGGGAAUGCUUUCUUGAUUGAUGCAAAUCAAGAUAAAGCUGAAGAUGUUUUCUCAGGGAAGAAUAUGCUCUCUAAGAUUGGAAAGAAGUCAUCUUUGCUUGAAGACAAUCGUCGUUCAUCUUAUAAUAUGUCCAAUCAACCAAUCACUAGAUCAGAUUCAACAUUUAUGACCUUCGAGAGUGGAACGAGACAGCUGGUUACUGUUGGUGUCCAUGCUGAAUAUUCCUAUACUAGGAGUUUGGCUCGUUUUAGUGCAUCUCUAGGACCCAUUGUUUGGAAAAUUGCUUCCAGCAGGAUUCAACAGGCACUUCCUGCAGACUGUAAAUUUGGCCGUGGCUGGGUUGGAGAAUAUGAAGCACUUCCAAACCCAAUACUUAUGCUUAGUAAUCAUCUCCAGAAAGAAACUGGUUUGAUUAUGAAAUUGCACGGUGACAAAAAUGGUAAGGAUGUAGAAGCCAAAACUGAACAUCCUGUAAAUGGACGGAUGCUUGAGCAAAAACAUUCUUCAGAUUGUCCUACCAGUUGGCCUGCAUCUGAAGGAAAUCCUUCUAUUGGUUCUGCUGGAAUGAAUCCCAACACUCCUCUCAACAUCCCCAAUCAGCAGAAUGCCCAAUCUAGGAAUUUUGGCAAAUCUAAGAAUAAUAGUUUGAAUAAAGUGGAGCUGAAAUCUUUACCCUCAAGUAAUCAAAAUAAUUCCAGUCUGGUUGCAAAGUUUGCAAGUAAUACUCCUAUAGCAGAGUCGAAGCACCAAGAGAUGGCGCCUAGGAACUUGAACACUUUGCCAGCUACAACUUUCAAGCAGCCGGAUACAAAUGAAGUUGGUAGUGGAGAAUUACCUGAUAGAAACGUCAUGAAUACAAGCUUGAAUAGACGGUCAACUGGUUCAUCAUCUGACAUUGCAUCAAACCAAGCAAUCAGAACAGGUCCUUUUGUUUUCCAUGGACAAGAGCAGGGUCUCACUGACCCAGUUCAGUCGACGAGAAUGUUCACAGAAGAGGCUCAAAAGACCCAGACUUCUUCUAACCCUUCACCAGUUGACACUCUGCCAGAAAUGCCAUCAGCUCCAUCUGGACAAAGAGAUGCCUCGGGCAAUGCUUCAGCGGCAGCUGCUCAGGCAUGGAUGUCUGCAGGCGCAGGAGGUUUUAAACUAGGACCUGAGAAUACUGCUUCAUCCAAAAAUCAGGUUUCUGCAGAUCCUCUUCAUAACUCAACGAGGGAGUUCCAUCAGCAUAUUUCACGAAUUCAGGGUGAGUUUCCUUCUGGCGGAAUGUCGGUCCAGUCUAAUAAGAACAAUUUUCCAUUUAAUUCACCUAGACCUCAACCUAUUCACACAAGUUCUGUUUCACAGUUUCCCAACCGACCUAUGGGUUUCCCUCAAUCAACAUCCGCAGACCAUCCUAGAUUUCAAAUGCAGUCCCCUUGGCGAGGCCUCAGUCCUCAAAGCCAACCGAGGCAGAAACAGCAAACCCUUCCGCCUGACUUGAAUAUUGAUUGUCACUCUCCAGGGUCACCUGCAAAGCAAUCCUCUGGUGUUGUUGAUUCACAGCAACCAGACCUAGCCUUGCAACUAUGAAGUCUCAUUUGUGUCUUGGUUUGGAAGUUUCAACUGGAAUUGGACUGGUGGAAUUUGCAGCCCCUGUUGGAUGCUGAAUUUUGAUCCUUAAAGACUCAAAUAAACGUGACAGAAAGCCAACUUUGCACAAGUCGGUCCUGAAUCAAAGAGUUUGCAAGUUCAGAAGAUGUUAGUGGAUAUGGAUAAAAUAACUUAACGACUUGCCAUCUUUUCGAAAUGACUGACUCUGGGCAGCAAUCUCCACUGCCACUGCCGCCGCCCUCCCCGGAGAUUGAGCCAUAAUAAAUGCUGCCUGACAAUUGAUUAUGAUCAGUAGGUAGUAGGCAAAAAAUGUUGCUGAUGCCUUGUAUAUUGUAUACAAAUUGAUGAAAAUUCAGUUGUCUAAUAUUUCUUUGAUUUGAUGAUUAUUCUGUAUCUGUACUACUGUUACAUCUGUAUUAGAAUUGGUAGUAGGGCAUCAUAAUUAUUUAAUUAUUAAUUUGUACA